UAACCCGGGAAUUUAUUCUUCAUUGUCAAACGUCAUUGUUGUUUUCAUGCGUUUGUGCUCCUGUUAAUAAAAUAUUUUUGUUUAUGGUUUAUAGUUAUGAUAAAACAUAGCUAUUAUCGGUCGGAUGUGAUGUUUUAAUACGUGUCACGUUGCAUUAAUAGUGUUUAAUUGAGUUGUUGUUGUUGUCUCUGGUGCAAUCGGCAGCCGUUGAUCAGUUUUAUAUCAGUUAUUGAUCAUCGGAACACAUGAGUGUGUCUCUGGUUGUGAUCAGACUCGAGCUUGCUGAUCAAUGUGAUUUCCCGCAGGGUUUUCAAUACUGCGCUGAGAUGUCAGACGAGGAGAUGAGGGAGAAAGCGUUGGCCUCCGCCAGAGUCACUCUGAGCGGUAAAACGGAUCUGGAGCGAGCAACUGUUCUCCAUCAGCACCUGGGCAGCCGAGUCAUGAGCGACAUGGUCAUCGAGACCUUUGAACCCAAUGCAGAAGGAACCGAGGAAGUUAAUGGAGUAGUGAAAUCCGCAAAUGACAGUAACGGAGAUGCCAAAGAUCAAACCGAUGCGGGGACAACCCCAGACUCACCAUCCAAACAGCUACCAGAUCAGAUCUCCUUCUUUAGUGGGAACCCGUCCGUGGAGAUUGUUCACGGCAUCAUGCACCUUUACAAAACAAAUAAGAUGACGUCACUAACAGAAGACGUGAGGCGCAGCGCGAUGCUUUGUGUUCUCACGGUACCAACCACCAUGACAAGCCAUGACCUCAUGAAGUUUGUGGCUCCCUACAAUGAUGUCAUGGAGCACAUGAAGAUUAUCAGAGACUCCAUGCCCAACCAGUACAUGGUGCUGAUCAAGUUCAGGGGUCAGGCCGAUGCUGACAGCUUUUACACAAUGUGCAAUGGCCGUCAGUUUAACUCGAUUGAAGAUGCCGUCUGCCAGUUAGUUUAUGUGGAGAGGGCAGAAGUCAUCAAAUCUGAAGAGGGGGCCAGUUUACCAGUUAUGGACCUCAUUGAGCUGCCCAAGUGCACGGUGUGUUUGGAGCGCAUGGACGAAUCGGUAAACGGAGUGCUGACUACCCUGUGCAACCACAGCUUUCAUAGCCAAUGCCUCCAGAGAUGGGAAGAUGCAACGUGUCCGGUCUGUAGAUACUGUCAGACGCCGGAACCCGUGGAGGAAAACAAGUGUUUUGAGUGCGGCGUGCAAGAGAAUCUGUGGAUCUGUCUCAUCUGCGGUCACAUUGGUUGCGGGCGCUACGUAAGCCGGCACGCGUACAAGCACUUUGAAGAAACGCAGCACACCUAUGCCAUGCAGCUGACCAAUCACAGGGUCUGGGACUACGCUGGAGAUAACUAUGUUCAUCGGCUUGUUGCCUGUAAAACUGACGGUAAGAUGGUGCAGUACGAGUGUGAGGGCGACACGUGUCAAGAUGAGAAGAUUGAUGCUCUUCAGCUAGAGUACUCAUAUUUAUUGACCAGUCAACUGGAUUCUCAGCGCAUUUACUGGGAGAACAAAAUACUUCAUUUAGAGAAAGACACAGCAGAAGAGAUCAACAAUAUGAAGGCCAAAUUCAAGGAGACGAUUGAAAAGUGUGACAGUUUGGAACGGAAACUAAACGAGCUCGCCAAAGAAAAGCAAUCCAUCGAAAAGAAAUGCUCACAGCUAAACAACAAAGUGGUGAAGCUCAGUCAAGAGUUGAGGGAGGAGCAAGAGAUGAACCGAUGCCUGCGAGCCAAUCAGACGCAGUUUCAGACUCAGCUGCUGGAGGAAGAGAGGCGGGCCCAUGAGGCCACAGUCAGUAAAGAAGGACAGAUUGCCGAGCUGCAGGAGCAGCUACGAGACGUCAUGUUCUACCUGGAGACGCAGCAGCAGAUCGAUCGGAUGCCUGCAGAUACCCGGCAGGAAAUCCAGGAGGGCCAAAUCAACAUCGCCGCGGCCCCUGCCGCGCCACAGCCCGGGCCCUCGGCACACGGCACCGGGAGACUGGGCGGCAGGAGAGGACGAUUCAAGCGAGGAAAAUAGUGAAUGCGAAGAGGAUGGUGGAAUUUAUUAAUUGCACUUUUUUGCUGCUCAUCUUCACAAAGCUCAGAAAAGGUUCUGUUUAGUAUAUUUAGUUUAUCCGACAGGAAAUGCUGCCCAGGCUUCAUUGGAAAUGAGGAUGAGUAUUCACGGUCCCUCAUUAAGGCUCUAAUAUAUUGUAAAUUGUUCACUAAUAUCUCACGUGAGGGCACCAAUACUGCUUUACCUGUGGUGCAUGAAAACAAAGUGCUGUUAUUGUCGCAGAAUUUGAUUUUCACAUUUAGUGUCCUCAAGAGUGGAAUAACUAAAGCUGAGUUCCCUGGAAUUAUGGAUAAACCUUGUUGACAAUUCUGGAAGUUCAUGUAUGGUUGAUUUACUUUGUUAGUAGCAAUUUUCUUGUAUUUUCAGGAAUAGUUCUGUCCUGCAGCUGUAAUGGAUAAAUCUUACAAAAACAUGUUCAGCGUGCAUUUCACCCCAUAAAAUGGUGAAUUAUUUUUUGCAUAAAGAAAAUGAAGCCUAUUUUUUAUUUUUUUUUAAUUGUUCCCAAAUUAUCCUUACAUUCAUCCAAACAGACACGUUACAUUUUAGUUUUUUUGCAAUUCAUAUUAUUAAUGAUAAUACUCAGUAUAUUCAAUACAAGUUAAGAUUAAUCUAUAGCAUUUGUGGCAUGAUGUUGAUUACCACCAAAAAAUGUAUUUCGACUCGUCCCUCUGUUCCUUUAAAAAAGGCUAAAAGUUUCAGUGAGACAUUUACAAUGGAAGUCAAUGGAGACAAUCUUUGGAGUGUUUAAAGGCAGAAAUGUGGAGCUUAUCAUUUUAUAAAAGCACUUACAUUAAUUCUUCUGUUAAAACUUGUGUAUUAUUUAAGUUGUAAAGUUGUUUAAAUCGUUGUUUUAACGGUCGUUUUAGGGUUAUGGCAUUACAUCGUCAUGGCAACGAAGUUGUAAAAUUAUUUAUGACUACCCAGAAAAGGUUAGCAAGUGUUUUUAUCACACUAAAAUCAUGUGAACAUAUUGUUAACGUCUUGUAGCUAUACUUUUUAAACCGUAUUUGACUUUAUAACAGAGUAUUUUAACGUUUACAGAUUGGCCCCAUUGACUUCCAUUGUAAGCAGGGGUGGAUUAUGACUAGCAAGGGUCCCUGGGCCAAUUUUAUUUGAUUUUAAAUGUAUUUUUAUUGAUGUAAGUCUCUUUUAAUACCUGUUCUGUUAUGCACAGUCAGAUUAAUUCAAACAUAGAGCAUGGAUGUGAUAGAGAAACCGCAAACAUCCGCCGAACAGCCACUGUUCUUAAAGGGACAGUACCAUUUUAACUUUUGUUAUAAUGUAAACGCUACUACAAAUUAUGCAUGCAAAAUGCAUAUAUCUACAUGGGCCAUAAUACAUUUGGAAACAUCUUAACCACUUAAAAGGAAUAGUUCACCCAAAAAUGAAAAUUCUCUCAUUUACUCACCCUCAUGCCGUCUGAGAUGUGUCUGACUUGCGUUCUUCAGCACAACACAAACGAAGAUUUUUAGAAGAAUAUCUCAGCUGUGUAGGUCCAUGCAAUGUAGGCGAAUGGUGACCAGAGCUUUGAAGCUCCAAAAAUCACAUAAAGGACACAUAAAAUGUAUCCAUAAGAAUCCAGUGGUUAAAUUAAUAUCUUCAGAAGCCAUCUAAGAAGUGAUAUAAUAGGUGUGGGUGAGAAACGGCUAUCUCUUCUAAGGGCCGUUACAUAGUCAACGUGAGCAAGUAACGCGAGUGACGCGAGCGACGCACUCCCUUUCAUAGUCUAAACAGUGGACGCAAGCAGACGCACGCGUCACGGGCGAUGCGUGAAAUGCAAUACACCGCUCCCGCAACAGGGGGUAGUAGAGUCUGGUGAUAUUAGUAGAGUCGGGUCACGUAAUAUUCACUUUUUGUGCGCCCUAGUAAACUUGUCACGGGCACUUUUCCAGUACAUUUUCACCUUAUCUACGGACUUUCCCAUCGCGGUUGCAACCUCCCUCCAGGCAUUUUCCAACGCUAUUUUAUUGGAGUGUAAUUGCGACGAACUGUCAUAUAAAUGCGGAUGUAUGCGUAUAAGCUC
Xyrauchen texanus (razorback sucker) is the source of this 4071-nucleotide messenger RNA. Its product is annotated as BRCA1-associated protein-like. NCBI's taxonomy places the organism in Eukaryota, Metazoa, Chordata, Actinopteri, Cypriniformes, Catostomidae. Gene Ontology annotation, cellular component: cytoplasm. Gene Ontology annotation, molecular function: ubiquitin protein ligase activity; zinc ion binding; nucleic acid binding. The record is from RefSeq and is a predicted model, not a curated record. Bases 246 to 2009 code for a protein of 587 amino acids. The transcript has 12 exons. Gene Ontology annotation, biological process: protein ubiquitination; Ras protein signal transduction.